CGUCUUCCUCCGCCGUAACAAACACUGACGUCAUGCUAACCUACGCAUCUUGCUUCUCUACACGGUGGAGUCGCAUCGUCUUUUUGAUCCUCUGUUCACCUCUUCUUCUACCUCUUCUCUGCCUUUCAAUUCCUCUCCUCUGCGCCGUCGAGAUUUUUAGCCGCCUCCUCAGUUGUAUCGUGAAAGCUCCACCUUCCUCCGCCGUGUCGGAAGUCCUUGCCGUUGACGAAGAUGAUUUACGGCUCCGGCGAUGUGAAGAAGGAUUUGGAGUGAAAGAAGAAGAUGAGAAAGAAGAAAGUGGUUUGCUUGAUAGAUACUUAGAUGAUCAGUUGAGUUUGGCUAGAACCAUUUACGAAGAUGACGGCGAUCGUGAUAGUGUUUCUAUUAGGGUUCCUCUUUUGUCGUAAAUCUUUUUUUUUUUUAAACUAGUAAAAUCUAAAAAUAUAAAUGUAGAUAAAUGAAUACACUUUCG
This is a messenger RNA of Arabidopsis arenosa, 472 nucleotides long. Lineage: Eukaryota; Viridiplantae; Streptophyta; Magnoliopsida; Brassicales; Brassicaceae. The record is from the annotation of a GenBank genome assembly.